AUGAGCAAUUCUCAUGUUUGGAGUCAGCCGGCCGGCAGCGGCAGUGGUAAUAAAGACGAUCCGGGUCCCAAAGAUCAUGAGAAUGGAGAAAAUGGUUCUUCGGAACAACCGGGCACCAUUACUGGUUUAACCUCCGUUGUUCAGGGUAGCCUUCCUAUGAGCUCUCCAGUUUCCUCGGAGCUGCCAAAACAGAAUCUAGAGGUGAACGGUGAGCAUAAACCACAUGUUGUUCUGCCUUCUAUAUCAGAUUUAAGCGGUGAAACAUCCCAAGCUACCAGGAUUGCUGGUAAUCUUGCGGAUGUUCCCCCAAAGGACAGUCCUGUUUCAAAUGCCAGGGUGACAAUUUUACCGCACCAACCGUUGCGACUACCCUCGGUUCACUCCACCUACAACAGCCCGCCAGUAAUACCUGCAAUGCCCGAAAAUCGAAGCCCUGUGCACGACACAAAUGGUCAGAAAUUGGAAGUCACGAAUGCGAAUAUGAACAAUGGAGUUAAAUCCAGUCAGGCUACUAACACAGGCAUAUCGCUGGCAAACUUUGAUAAUCCAAUGCCGCCAUCACAAUAUCAGACAGCCUUGCCUAACUCUAACUUUCAGCUGUUACAGCCCACCGCUCAGCAGCAGCAGCAGCAACAGCAACAGACACAAGAUGUCUACUACCGGCCAUUGAACGUUAAAGAUGCUCUUUCGUAUCUCGAGCAAGUGAAGUAUCAAUUUAGCUCCAGGCCGGAUGUUUACAACCAUUUCCUCGAUAUAAUGAAAGACUUUAAAUCACAGGCUAUCGACACCCCUGGGGUCAUUGAGAGAGUCUCUUCUCUGUUUAAAGGGUAUCCUAACUUGAUCCAAGGCUUCAACACUUUCUUACCUCAGGGCUACUGGAUUGAGUGCUCUGCUAAUCCCGAUGAACCCAUUAGAGUUACAACUCCAAUGGGUGCAUCCUGCGUGGCGGGAACUAUGGAGAAUGCAGGGCAAAGUUUUCAAGCACAGCCACGAGCACGUCAAAUGCAGCAAUUGGGGUCAAAGCAGGAGCAAGCGACUAGCGUUUCCCAAGGCGACCGUCAAGCGGCAGUUGAAUCCGUAGUGCCAACCAUCAAUCCUAAUUUAAACGUGUCCAAUCCAGCUCAACAUCAAUCUCAGCAACAAAUUCAGGAUUUCCAGGUGCCUUUACAAGCGCCACUUGGGCAAUCCCUUCAAUUGCAGGCCAAUGAUCAGACAAAAAAAACAGCUGAUGUUGAAUUUAGCCAGGCUAUCAACUAUGUGAAUAAGAUCAAGAACAGGUUUGCAGAUAAACCUGACAUUUACAAAAAUUUUCUGGAGAUUUUACAAACAUACCAAAGGGAGCAGAGACCUAUCAACGAGGUGUACGCACAAGUCACGGUAUUGUUUCAGAAUGCGCCGGAUUUGUUAGAUGAUUUCAAGAAGUUUCUGCCCGAUUCCUCUGCAACUUCCGGACGUGAACAGCAGCAGCACCAAGCACCAAGCUUGAUGCAGCAACCUCAGAUAUAUGGCUUUGGCUCCUACUACAAUGAGACAAGUCCUCCAACGUCGCGUCAAAAUCUGCCACCUUUAGGCAGCUUCUCUCCCCCUUCUAACGGAACUAUUCCGCAUACUUACUAUCGUGAACAGCAACCACGUCCUGUCGGUUUACCGCCUGUGCCGCAGGUUGAAAGUCAUCUUGAGCCAAAACUAUCGCUUCAGCAUGCUGCAGGAAUAUCCGGAGAACCACUACCCAUGUCUAACUUGAGAUCGCAAAUUGCUGGUCAAAGCCCGUCAGAGUUCGCGCAGAUUCAGCAGCAGCAGUUACAGCAAAUGCCCCUAGCAGAGCAGUCGGUCAACCAACAGGAGGCGCAGUUUCUCGAUGUUACUGUAAGGCCAGAAAUCGACCUGGAUCCUAGCAUUGUGCCUGUCGUUCCAGAGCCUACGGAGCCUAUCGAAGACAGUCUCUCGUUUGUCGAAGAAACAAACUUCUUUGACAAGGCCAAGAAAUUUAUUGGGAAUAAACAGGUAUACACCGAGUUUUUAAAGAUUUUGAAUCUUUUUUCUCAAGAUCUUUUGGAAACAGAAGAGUUGGUUGAUAGAGUAGAGCACUACCUGGGCGGCAAUAAAGAGCUCUUUACGUGGUUCAAGAACUUUGUUGGCUAUCAGGAUAAGCCUAAGCACAUAGAGAACAUCGUUCAUGAGAAGCAUCGCUUGGAUUUGGAUUUAUGCGAAGCUUGUGGCCCCAGCUACAAGAAGCUGCCGAAGACCGACACUUUCAUGCCCUGCUCGGGACGAGAUGAGAUGUGUUGGGCGAUAUUGAACGAUGAAUGGGUUGGUCAUCCGGUUUGGGCCUCAGAAGACUCGGGUUUCAUUGCUCAUCGUAAGAAUCAAUAUGAGGAGACACUAUUCAAGAUUGAGGAAGAAAGGCAUGAGUAUGACUUCUAUAUUGAGUCGAAUUUGAGAACUAUUCAAACGCUGGAAACGAUUGCAAGCAAGAUUGCCAACAUGUCGGAGGAGGAGAAAGCCAGUUUCAAACUACCGCCUGGUUUAGGUCAUACAUCUUUGACAAUUUACAAGAAAGUAAUUAGGAAGGUUUACGACAAAGAGAGAGGUUUUGAAAUUAUAGAUGCAUUACACGAAUACCCAGCUGUCGCUGUUCCGGUGGUCUUAAAGAGGCUGAAGCAGAAGGAUGAAGAAUGGAGACGAGCUCAGAGAGAGUGGAAUAAAGUUUGGAGAGAACUGGAACAGAAAGUCUACUACAAGUCGUUAGAUCAUCUUGGUCUCACAUUUAAGCAAGCGGACAAAAAGCUUCUGACAACUAAGCAGCUUGUGUCAGAGAUCAGUAGCAUAAAGAGUGACCAGACCAACAAGAGAAUGCACUGGCUGACUCCGAAACCAAAAAGUCAAUUGGAUUACGAUAUUCUCGAUAAAGAAGUGCUUUUCGACAUUUUAUGUCUGACCGACGUCUUCAUUAAUCAUAGCUCGAAUUAUUCAAAUCCCGAUAAGGAGCGUUUGGGGGAUCUCUUUAAAGUAUUUGUGUCAUUGUUUUUCUCAAUACCUCUUGAAGAAGUGAACAUUGCAAUAAAGUCCCGAAAUAACGAUGGUAACAACGUAGAACAACCCGAUGAAACAGAGACCGGUCGUGCUUCAACAGGUAGCAAGCGUUUCCGAGAGGAUGAAUUGCAGCUGUGCGAUAUUCUUCAUAGGGCUAAAUAUCAGAAGCUGAGAAAUCGCUCAACAGAUGAUGAAGCAUCAGAGGGUAGCGGCAUGGAUGUUGAACCUGAGUUCGAGGGAGAGGACGAAACAAUUAAGCAAGAAGCCAAGAAACCUUGGCUAUUAGGGAAUCUUGUAGAUGAAGUCAAUGCUCAAGGAUUGAUGAGCAACCGCAAAACAUUUAACCUUAUUGCCAAUACCAAUAUCUAUGUUUUCUUCAGGCAUUUGACGACUCUUUAUGAGAGGUUGUAUGAGGUGCGCAAAAUAAACGAAGAAGUCACGAAAGAAAUCAACAGCAGAAAGAUUGUUCAAUUUGCAAAGGAUCUGAAUUUAAUAUCGCAACAGCUCAAGGACAUGGGUCUCGAUUUUGAAGGAGCCGAUGCUUAUGAGCAGCUUCUACAUUUGUGCAAACGGCUCAUUGAAGGUGACAUCGAACAUCAAUGGUUCGAAGAAAGUCUUCGCCAGGCCUAUAAUAACAAGGCAUUCAAAUUAUACACUGUUGAUAAGGUUCUGCAGUCAUUGGUGAAACAUGCACAUGCUAUUCUCACUGAUUCAAAAACAUCCCAAAUAAUGAUACUUUUCGAAAAGGACAGAAAUCAGAUAAACACAAGCGCUAAGGAUCAAAUAUUGUACAGAUUGCAGGUACGUUCUUACAUGUCGACCUCGGAGAAUAUGUUCCGCAUAGAGUACAAUAAACAGAAGAGACAUGUUUGCAUACAGUACAUCGCGAUUGAUGAUUUGACGUUAGCAGAACCGAAAUCUUUGGAGGAUAAAUGGAAAUAUUAUGUCACAUCCUAUUCGUUAUCGCAUCCUACAGAAGGAGUUUCCCAGGAGGAGCUUCAAGUUCCGUUUCUGGAAAAGAUAGUGGAAUCUGAGGAGGACCUUGGAAGCGAUGUCGAUAACCCAAACGAGAGACAUUCUCCUGAGGGCGUGUCUAAAUCUGCUUUGAAAAUUCAAAUCGAUCCCGAGACUUAUCUACUGAAGAUUGAGCCGGGAUCUUUCGAUGUCUUUUCUCGCAAGUCGAUUAAUAAAUUUCCAGAGGAGGCAGGCAGUACUCAAAUUAAGUUACAAAAGAAGAAGGCAAAACUAAUCAAGUUCUUGGAGGGAACGAAAGGAUGGAAACAGAGCUUGACUGAUGUACAAAGAAAAGAGGUAGAAGCCAGGCUAGCUUACAUCAGAAAGCAUGGCUCAUUCGAGGGUUAUACUUCAAAUGUCUCAGGUGAAGACCGAAUGGCUGAGAAGGCCUCCCUCGGGAUUGCAAAGCCGACUGAGCAAGCUGGCUUCAUGAAUAGAUCCCCAGCUAACAAGGGCAUCACUGAGGUUGAAGAUAAGGAGAAUGAUACCACGGCAGAUGAAGUUGACACCGAGGCCCCAGCACACUGA
Molecule: messenger RNA, 4575 nt
Organism: Torulaspora globosa
Lineage: Eukaryota; Fungi; Ascomycota; Saccharomycetes; Saccharomycetales; Saccharomycetaceae
Gene: SIN3
Product: transcriptional regulator SIN3
Exons: 1
Coding region: 1-4575 (1524 amino acids)
Biological process (GO): negative regulation of transcription by RNA polymerase II
Cellular component (GO): chromatin; Sin3-type complex
Molecular function (GO): transcription corepressor activity
Source: RefSeq, a predicted model, not a curated record